Molecule: messenger RNA, 1513 nt
Organism: Silurus meridionalis
Lineage: Eukaryota; Metazoa; Chordata; Actinopteri; Siluriformes; Siluridae
Gene: mrpl37
Product: mitochondrial ribosomal protein L37
Exons: 7
Coding region: 162-1424 (420 amino acids)
Biological process (GO): translation
Cellular component (GO): ribosome; mitochondrion
Molecular function (GO): structural constituent of ribosome
Source: RefSeq, a predicted model, not a curated record
ACAAAAUCAACCCACGUGACAGGGAAACAUGGCUGCCUCCUGAAGAAACGCGAGAGAAAAUGUCAGAAGCAGCUGCGUGUAGUUUAUAAACUUGUAUUAUUUGUAUUAGUAUUAGUUGUAUUCCUUUGAGCAGGUGUGUAUAAUAUAAUAAUCGCGGGGAGAUGUUCAGCGUGGCGGUGAGGAGAUUCGCGCUCCCGGGGAGAAGGAAACUCUCAGCGCAAGGUGAACUCCUGCACCGCUGCCUGUCACGGAGCUCCUGCGCCUGUGGGAAGGUUCUGCCACGGAAAAAGCCCCGGGAAGUGCCGGAAAUCAGGGGACUGGAGCGCGUCACCUACGCAGAGAGGAAGCACUAUGUUCCCGGCUUGGCGAGGCCCGUGUUCCCGGACUGGGAGAAGGACUGGCACGACCCGGGCCGAUACCGAGCUCCUGCAGCCGAGAGCAUGGAGCUGUACAAGGAGCAGCCGUGUUACAUCUACACCCAGAGAACCAACGCUCUGGAGGGUGUGAAACAGGCGUCAUGGCUUACGAAGUCUAAAGUCAUCACAGGGUUUCCUGCUCAGAUCCUGGCGUUAGCAGAGAAUCCAGCCAAUCAGCUGGAGGACCAGGACGAGCGCGUGCAGAACGCCAUCAGACACGCUCGCUUCUGGGACACGAACGAAUCUCGUCCUCCUCAACAGAGAUACUGUCCGUCUCUGUUACACAACCUGCUCCACCUGUGCCGAGGUCAGCAGGUCUCUCAUCCGGCCCUCGCUCACAGGAUUCUGGCUCAGAAAUACAUCCUGUCAGCCACCUGGACCAGAGGUGGGGAUCGGUUCCAGGUGCGAGGGCAGAACGGCAUCCUGUUAAACAGCACGACUUCACUUCCUGCUGUGGCUGGAGACGAGGAGAUCCGUGCCACGUCCGAUUACGUCCUGGAGACCUUUUACCCCAUCUCCCCCACCAUCGACCUGCAGUGUGCCAACGUCUACGAGCUCCGAAACCACACCGGUUUCAGGGAGGAUUACCCGUACCCUUUCGCUCACACACUCUUCGUGACCGAGGCUGGAGAUGCACCUAAACUGAAACCCGAGCAGUUGCGAGCGAAACUGGUGAUGUUUGCGUUUGGGAACGCUCUGGCUCGCGCCCGCGCUCUUUACGGAAACGAGUCCAGGGUUCUGGAGAAGCCCGUCGUCGUGCAGAGCGUCGCUACCAACGGGCGUCUGUUUCAGUUCAUAGUUUUCCAGCUAAACACCACGGACCUGGAUUCUGACAGCGGAGUGAAGAACCAGGUUUGGGUCGAUGCCGAUCAGCAGCUCUAUGACUUCGCCAAGGUCCGGCCUUUCAUCAAGAAGAAGGUGGUGAAGGUUCCUGCCGGUUUGUCUGGAUAUCGUCCAGAAACCUUCAAGAAAUUCCUGGCACUUUACCUUCAUGGGGCCACAAACUGAAACCUCCGAACUUUUUUUUUUUCCCCUCUGUGCCGUGUUUCUUUAAUAUUUCACCACAAUGUAAAAUAAAUUAAAAAAAUAAACCGAAA